Triplophysa dalaica is the source of this 3256-nucleotide messenger RNA. It is a transcript of the gene ankrd6b, whose product is annotated as ankyrin repeat domain 6b. NCBI's taxonomy places the organism in Eukaryota, Metazoa, Chordata, Actinopteri, Cypriniformes, Nemacheilidae. Gene Ontology annotation, molecular function: protein binding. The transcript has 16 exons. The coding region runs from base 292 to 2388 and encodes 698 amino acids. The record is from RefSeq and is a predicted model, not a curated record.
ACGCACGCACGCUCAGCUCAUUGCGCAGUUUGGAUCAUGUUUAUCAACCUCUGCUCUGUUCACACGCGGGUAUUUCACGAUUCAUAACAGUUUGAGGAUAAAGCCGUUAAACCGUUUGAUAACGAGGAGCUUACGUGAAUCUCCUCCAAGUGGCCUGAGUCACGGACGUGAGGGUCAGAUCCCUCCACGAGCUGGACAUCUAUGAUCCCACAUUCAUGUCAUCUCACGGCCGAGGGGCUUAUUCCUGCUGACCCUGAGCAUUCCCCCUCUUCCCAGGGUUUUGUGUAAUUCAUGAGCCAGCAGGAUGCUCCAUCUGUGCGAGCACUCUCUGAGCGUCUCCUCGUGGCCUCGCACAAGGGCCGAGCCGAUCAUGUGGUCCAGCUCAUCAAUAAAGGGGGUAAAGUAGCCACCACUAAGAAUGGCAGGACACCUCUACAUCUGGCGGCAUAUAAAGGCCACAUCGCUGUCGUGAGGAUUCUCCUGGCAGCCGGAUGUGAUCUGGACAUUCAAGAUGAUUGUGAUCAGACAGCGUUACACAGAGCAGCGGUGCUGGGAAACACAGACGUCAUCUCGGCUCUCGUACAGGAAGGGUGUGCGCUCGAUAGACAAGACAAGGAUGGCAACACUGCGUUACAUGAGACGGCGUGGCACGGCUUCAGUCAGUCUGUCAAACUGCUGGUGAAGGCCGGAGCAAACGUUCACGCUAAAAACAAGGCGGGAAACUCAGCUCUUCAUUUGGCGUGUCAGAACGGUCACGCUCAGAGCUCUAAAGUUCUGCUGUUGGCCGGUUCUCGUCCUGACAGUAAAAACAAUGCAGGUGACACGUGUCUGCACGUGUCCGCGCGGUAUAAUCACCUAACGGUGACUCGAGCGCUCCUCUCCGUCUUCUGCUCGGUGACUGAAAAAAAUCAUGCGGGUGACACGGCUUUACACAUUGCAGCCGCUCUGAAUCACAGGAAGACCGUACGCAUGUUACUGGAGGCCGGGGCUGACACUCACAUCAAAAACAAUGUGGCAGAGACGGCUCUCGGUCAGGCACGUGAAAAUGACAACCCGGAGGUGGCGCUGAUGUUAACCAAAGCAUCGCAGAGCUUCAGUCGAGGACGGACGGUGAGGAAGAGGAGAGACAAGAUGAAGACUGAAGGUCGAGCGCAGUCGGUCCCGCGUGAUGACAUGUUACAGAGAAAAGACAGUGAAUCUCCAGCUAAUGACACUCAUCAUGGCAGUGACGGUUCUCUCCCGCACAAGGACAGCAUGUGUGCCACAGACACACCAAACAAAAACCUGGAGAAUAAAGUCAAAGAGAAGGUGUCUCCAUCAGACGCUCUCAUCAGAAGACACAAACACAGUGAUGUUAAGAAGAAGAGUAAAGCUGACAGAUCAUUUCCAUUGACUGCUCCUCAUAACUAUAAAGCCUAUCAGCUCUACACACUUUACAGAGAUCAAGACGGAAAAAUCAUGCAGGCGCCGCUGAACGGCUGCAGAUGUGAACCUCUCAUUCAUAAACUGGAGAAUCAACUCACGGCCACUAAAGAAGAAAUGCAGUCAGAGAUUCACACAGUCCAGCAGCUCAUGAACACAAAGAUGGGUCAACUGGACCUCAGCAACAAACAUCAGAUCAGAGCUCUUGAUAAGAUCACUUCAGAGAGAGUUUCUGCUGAGAGGAUCCAGUGUUUACAUCGCAUUGACAAGAGAGUCAUGCAGGAACGACUGGAAGGAGAGAAGAGACGGGAUUCUGUGGUCAGUGAUCUGAAGAACUGGUGUCUCUCUAAGAUCCAAAGUUUGGAGACGCGUCUCACCGGUGACCACACUACAUUACACCGCUCCUCAUCCUCACCAGAUUGUGAUCAUCAUGCUGUCGGGGGCGGAGCUCUGAGCAGUCAAUCAAACCAGUCGGAUGAGAAGGAGGGGGGCGGGACUGCAGCCACGAGCUCAUGUGCUGACGACGGAUCCACCGGUUACUAUGUGAUUGAGGUGGACGUGUCAUCAGAUGAUAAGCAGCCAUCAGAGAAUCAGUCUGCGUGUAUCGUCCGGCCCAAGCGACGUUCUCGGGCGUGCAGUGACCCUCACAGAGCGCAGAAUGAAGCACAGGAUUCCGAUGUGAACACGAGAUCUCUCCCCGAUCACAGGAAGAAAAGUUCCCAACAAAGAGCAAAGACCAAACAAGACAAUCAAAUGUCAAGAGGAGGCACGCUGGAGGUGACGCAGUAUUUCUUUGAGGCGGUGACUCUGCAGAUGGAGCGCUGGUAUGAAAGGAAGAUAGAGGAAGCACGCUGGCUGGCCAAUCGGAGAGCUCGAGACGACAGAGACGCUCUGAUUGACAGAAUCAAACACCUGGAAGAUGAACUCAAACUUCUGAGGACUAACAAACAAGAGGAGAGCUCAUAAAUAACAAGUCCAACAUUUGUGUUUGCAGACCUGUGUCAAUGUGUCACUGCCAAAGAUGUGUUUAUAAUCUCCUGUGAUCAAACAUUUGUGAUUCUUCAACAUCUGCCGUCAGUGAUUUCAUUCUCAAUGACACUGUUUGAAUCUUUCAUAACUUCAGAUAUUGAGUAAAGGUUCUUGGUUAUAUGUUUCCACUCCAUUAUUCUUGUGCAGGUGAAACUACACCAGUGAUAUUUUUACAUCACUGUGAUAUUAACAAGUAUUAUUGUGAAUUUUACAUGCUGGCCAUUUUUAAACAUUAAAUACAUAUUCUAGAAAUCAAAGAUCUUAAGUUUAACAUUUUGAAUGUAAUAAAAGUCUAUUUAGAUGCCAUGAAAGUGUGUUUUUAUGCAGACACCUGUUGAUUUUUUAAAGGAUAUUAUAGGUAAAUGUGAUCUAAUUUAACAUUGAAUUUGUUUUGCAUCAUUCAAGAUAUUUUAGAUUUUUCACACAAUUUUAUCCUCUUGUUUAACAAUUCUGCAUAUUGUGGGAUUAUUAUAGUUUUGUGGAUAGAUAUAAACAUCCUGAUUUACUUUCUCAAUGUACAGAAUUUCAACAAAUUUUACUUUAAUCUGAACCUGUAAUAUGUGUAGAUCACUUUUGAGUAUCAUUGUAGCUCCACACAAUGUUACAUUUCCAUGUAACACACAAUACGUCAUUUUAACAUGUUGUUGUUGUUUUUUACUGUACAUGUGCAUCUACUACUAGACAACAGCAGUUUACAGUUGUUAAAGGAAUUAAUAAUAUUGUGUUUGAACUGAGAAAAUAGACGAUGAAGUCAAACAAGUGUGUGUAAAAUGUGUUUAAUAAAUCUUUUUUAAUAACAGAAUAA